UUGCGGAGCCGGAAACUGAAAGUCGGCGGGAGGGGGGCCGGAAAAGUUCGCGACGUCGGCAGCGGUGCGUGGCUACGCGGCCCUAGGCGGGAUGGCUCUGGGUCUCGGCACUAUGGUCCAUUCUCCGGAUCUCGGUCCGGGGUCCCGGCUGUGGGACCCACGAGCCCCACUUGUGCCUUGCUGGCUCGAGGGUGGAUGCUGUUGUGCGAACACCUGGGCUCCCGGGCCACUUUUACCGCCCACCUCCCCACCAAAGGCUUCGGCUUUUGGACCUGUGGGGUCAAAUUAGGUCUGACACUCCCAGGACUCAGGCGUCGCCUUUUCGGACCCUUGACACUCGACUCCACAACCCACGACUCUCUCCUCCCCCUAGACCCCUUCCUUGUUGGUGGCUUAGUGGGGGUUGGACCUGGUGGGUACUCUUCAUGAUGGACACGAAGCCCCAAGUAGGUAGUGAGGACAUGAGAUUGAUUAGAACCCAAAGGCGUACUCCCUGCUGGCUCUAAAGUCGAAGAAGCACAGAGUUGGGGGACUCAGGAAACUUUCGGCCCCUUGGACACAGUGCAAGGUCGUCUUGCGUGCAGCUCAUUAGCUGGAAGUCCUCUGUUCCUGGCUACCAGUCGCCCAGAGAGGUCACACUUGGCCUUGCCAGAGUGCUCCAUGCUUGUGUGACUGGCUGAGAAAGGGCUUUGUGGCGUGUGGGUUAUAACUCACAUGGCUGCAGCCAGUGUGACUCCCCCUGGCUCCCUAGACCUGCUGCAGCCUGGCUUCUCCAAGACCCUCCUGGGGACCAAGUUAGAAGCCAAGUACCUGUGCUCAGCCUGCAGAAACAUCUUGCGGAGGCCCUUCCAGGCCCAGUGUGGUCACCGCUACUGUUCCUUCUGCCUGACCAGCAUCCUCAGCUCUGGGCCUCAGAAUUGUGCUGCCUGUGUCCAUGAAGGCCUAUAUGAAGAAGGCAUUUCUAUUUUAGAGAGUAGCUCGGCCUUUCCAGAUAAUGCUGCCCGCAGGGAGGUGGAGAGCCUACCAGCUGUCUGUCCCAACGAUGGAUGCACCUGGAAAGGAACCUUGAAGGAAUAUGAGAGCUGCCACGAAGGACUAUGCCCAUUCCUGCUCACCGAGUGUCCUGCAUGUAAAGUCCUGGUCCGCCUCAGCGAGAAGGAGCACCACACUGAGCAGGAAUGCCCCAAAAGGAGCCUGAGCUGCCAGCACUGCAGGGCACCCUGUAGCCAUGCAGACCUGGAGGUACACUACGAGGUCUGCCCUAAGUUUCCCUUAACCUGUGAAGGCUGUGGCAAGAAGAAGAUCUCUCGGGAAAAGUUUCAGGACCAUGUUAGAUCCUGCACCAAGUGUCGGGUUCCCUGCAGAUUCCACACCAUCGGCUGUCCUGAGAUGGUGGAGACGGAGGAGCUUCAGGAGCAUGAGGUGCAGAGGCUACGGGAACACCUGGCCCUGUUGCUGAGCUCCUUCCUGGAGUCCCCAGCCUCACAGGCAAGCCAGAACCAGGCGGGGCCGGAGCUGCUGCAGCGCUGCCACACUUUGGAGCAGAAGACGGCCACCUUCGAGAACAUUGUCUGCGUCCUGAACCGGGAGGUAGAGCGGGUGGCAGUGACUGCAGAGGCUUGUAGCCGGCAGCAUCGGCUAGACCAGGACAAGAUUGAGGCCCUGAGUAACAAGGUGCAGCAACUAGAGAGGAGCAUUGGCCUCAAGGACCUUGCCAUGGCCGACCUGGAGCAGAAGGUCUCAGAGUUGGAAGCAUCCACCUAUGAUGGAGUCUUCAUCUGGAAGAUCUCAGACUUUGCCAGGAAGCGUCAGGAAGCUGUAGCUGGCCGUACACCUGCUAUCUUCUCCCCAGCCUUCUACACAAGCAGAUACGGCUACAAGAUGUGUCUGCGAGUCUACUUGAAUGGCGAUGGCACUGGGCGGGGAACUCAUCUGUCUCUUUUCUUCGUGGUGAUGAAAGGUCCCAAUGAUGCCCUCUUGCGGUGGCCUUUCAAUCAGAAGGUAACAUUGAUGUUGCUGGACCAGAACAACCGGGAGCAUGUAAUCGACGCAUUCAGGCCUGAUGUGACCUCAUCCUCCUUCCAGAGGCCUGUCAGUGACAUGAAUAUUGCCAGUGGCUGCCCCCUUUUCUGCCCUGUGUCCAAGAUGGAGGCCAAGAAUUCCUAUGUGCGGGAUGAUGCUAUCUUCAUCAAAGCUAUUGUGGACCUAACAGGACUCUAGCCACCUGUACUAGGAAUAGCAGCUCAGUGAGGAGCUGCCACACUGGGCCAGGGCCCUGCCACACAAGGGUGGGCAGGCUUGGUGCAAGCGCUGGGAAGGGCCUCAGCCUAAAGCCAGUCACCAUUACACGGACAGGCAGGAAGGAGCCUCCAGUUGGUCCUCAACUGGUAGACUGAGUGGGGGGUCCAUUCAGCUCAGGGUCCUUGUGGGACCAGCUGGGGUCUUCUCAGCUUUCCAGUAGAAAAGUUCUUGCUGUCUUUUCUGUCUGGGGAAGGGAGAGGCCCUUGGGUGGGGUACUCAGAAAAAGCCUGGAGAGAGAGAGAGUUUCAGAGCUACACCAGCAGCAAGAGUGUGGUGGUUGAACUUACCCACUCUGGCUUGUGGCAAGGAGGUAGGGGCUGCACAUGAGAAGGGCAUCCACCUGCAGAGCCCAGCCCAGGAGAGAAGCACUCUGAGACAUAGGCACACACUGGAAAAGGCCUGCCUGGGCUGCACAGCCCUGCCAGGUGGCCUGUAUUGAGGAGAAGUGAUUAAACUGUUCAGAUGUCUAUGACAAGUGGUGUUCAUCUGGCUCCAGGAUGCCUGCUGUGUCCAGCCUAGGUAGAAAUGGCCCUCUGGGGCCUCUGCUUUCCUCUUCACAUUGACUCUCUGUUCCUUAUACCCUUCAAGCCCAGGGCUCCAUGUGAGCACUCCAUCAUGGGUCUGCCUGUGUAGAAGUGAAGGACUGACCCUUGCCUGGCUCAUGUGCAAGGGUUUUUCCUCAGGGUUCUGGCCUAGUUCGCUUUUUGGACUGAGGUUGGAAUGGAGGCACCAUGGUCUAGGUACUGGGCAUGUCUAUUAGUCAGAAGGCAUAUCCAAUCUCCCUCAGUCCGUUUUCAAGUCACCAUAAUAGGAAAUGGGGAGAGCACCAGGGUGGACACAUCCUUGCCCAUCUCAGUGAGCUUGCUGUGAUUGAGGAAACAUUGCUGUCUAGACCUAUUCAUGUUCCUGCUCUGUCUGAAUUUUCACUCUGUAUGUGUUGCUUUUAAAGUAUACAGAAACAGCAUGGGAUGGCAUCAUGGCGGAGAACUGGCUUCACCUGACUGCCCUGUGGCUUUCUGGUGGAGGACAGACACAUCUUGUUUUUUUCUCCUGAGUUUGUGCCUUGAGUUCUUAAGCUGGAACAGGGUCUAGGCCUGCCUGUCACCUGUGGCCCCAGGAGAGCUGGUGUUACAUGGUUGUCCCUUAGGUAUUUGUACUUGCUCUGCAGAGAACUACAUCAAGGGCCUUACAGCCUGUGGGCAGCGGCCUCUUCCUGCAGCAUUUCAUGUGGGCUGUGUGUGACCUGUGUGCCUUGUAGUAACUUACUUACACUUCUCUGAGGACUGGACUUCUACCAGAUUUAUUGCUCUGGAAUUUCUCCAUAGGAACUGCCCAUUUCUGUCCAUUUUUCUACUUACUUUCUUCCUGCUUGGUAAAAGUUUCUGGUCUUUCUAACAUUGAUCCUUGAUUGUGUUUGAACUUUUUUUCUUUCAAGACAAGAUUUCUCUGUCUAACUACUCUGGCUGUUCUGGAACUCGAUUGAUAAACGAGACAGGCCUUGAACUCACAGUGAUCUACCUGCCCCUGCCUCCCGAUAUCUGAACCUUUUUGAUGUAGAAAAAUUCAAAGCUGAGAUAUGAUCAGUUAAAUAAUGUUUUAAAGUUCUAACAG
This is a messenger RNA of Peromyscus eremicus (cactus mouse), 3912 nucleotides long. It is a transcript of the gene Traf2, whose product is annotated as TNF receptor associated factor 2. Bases 715 to 2220 code for a protein of 501 amino acids. Gene Ontology annotation, biological process: positive regulation of JNK cascade; positive regulation of canonical NF-kappaB signal transduction; protein autoubiquitination. Lineage: Eukaryota; Metazoa; Chordata; Mammalia; Rodentia; Cricetidae. The transcript is spliced from 11 exons. The record is from RefSeq and is a predicted model, not a curated record. Gene Ontology annotation, molecular function: ubiquitin-protein transferase activity; ubiquitin protein ligase binding; zinc ion binding. Gene Ontology annotation, cellular component: plasma membrane signaling receptor complex; cytoplasmic side of plasma membrane; cytosol.